AGAGGUUGAGGAAUCAUGUCAAGCACCAGAUUUGGACGACCCUACGGAUCGGUGGAUGCCAUCGUCAAUCAGCCGGGAAUUCUGGAAUCGCGACCUGGAAGGAAUCCGCAGAACCCCAAUGCACCAUACGGACUGGACUACCUGACAAUUGUGGACCAGCUCUUGGUCAAACAGAAAGUGGAACUAACCGAAGUCUUAACCGGCUUUGAGACCAGCAAUAAGUACACCAUCCUCAACGCAUCCGGCCAGAAGGUGUUCUACGCGGUGGAGGAUAGCGACUGCUGCACCCGCAACUGCUGCGCCACCUCGCGGCCCUUCCACCUGAGGAUCCUGGACAACUCGCCUCGGGAGAUCAUCCACAUGCACCGUCCGCUGGCCUGUUCGGCCUGCUGCUUCCCCUGCUGCCUGCAGAGCAUUGAGGUCUCGGCGCCGCCCGGUAACGUCAUUGGCACCAUCGAGCAGGAGUGGUCCAUCUGCUCGCCCUCGUUCCGCAUCCUCAACCACAUCGGGGACACAGUGCUGCGCAUUGAGGGCCCCUUGUGCACCUACUCCCUCUGCGGCGACGUGGAGUUCAAUGUGGUGUCGCUGACUGGCGAGAAAAUUGGCAAGAUCUCGAAGCAGUGGUCUGGACUGGCGCGUGAGAUCUUCACGGAUGCCGACUUCUUCGGCAUCAGCUUCCCCCUGGACUUGGAUGUGCGCAUGAAGGCGGUCCUCCUCGGCGCCACAUUCUUGAUUGAUGCAAUGUUCUUUGAGAAGUCCGGCAACCGAGAGACCGACGGACCCGGCAUGCUCUAACAAUCUGAGGCCUGCUGUUGCAGUGGUCUCUGCACCGCGUACUAGUCCGCUGAUGGCCAAAGCUGACGACUCUCUACCAAAUGCUUAAAAAUGAAAAUGGAAUAAAAAUACUGGAACCUUUGUUAAUGCUAAGGACACGCUCAGGUGUCCUCCGAAUGGACAUUGCCGGGAUGGAUAUUCGUAUCUACUACGCUUAAGUAACACGUUGGCAUUUUCGCUCCUUUGCCACAGCCGCAAUAUUCAACGAAUAACUGCUUCCUUUAUAAAUUUUUUGUACCUCUACAACGAUGCACAGUGAAACAGGGAACUCCCACGUGAACCAUGUACUUUAAUCCGUACACUGAGUGUCUUAUACAUAAUAUAUCUAACACAUAAAACAAACAAGUAUGCAAUACAAUAAUCUACCUUGAUGUUACGUUUAAGUUUUCAGAAGAUAUUCAUAUAUUUAUGUAUUCAAAUGUAUUACUCGGAUUGGUUUAAUAAAACAAAACCAAAGUCAA
Molecule: messenger RNA, 1295 nt
Organism: Drosophila pseudoobscura
Lineage: Eukaryota; Metazoa; Arthropoda; Insecta; Diptera; Drosophilidae
Product: phospholipid scramblase 1-like
Exons: 3
Coding region: 16-795 (259 amino acids)
Biological process (GO): plasma membrane phospholipid scrambling
Cellular component (GO): plasma membrane
Molecular function (GO): phospholipid scramblase activity
Source: RefSeq, a predicted model, not a curated record